Lodderomyces jiufengensis is the source of this 510-nucleotide messenger RNA. It is a transcript of the gene DUO1, whose product is annotated as Duo1p. The transcript has a single exon. NCBI's taxonomy places the organism in Eukaryota, Fungi, Ascomycota, Pichiomycetes, Serinales, Debaryomycetaceae. Bases 1 to 510 code for a protein of 169 amino acids. Gene Ontology annotation, biological process: mitotic cell cycle. Gene Ontology annotation, cellular component: mitotic spindle; DASH complex. The record is from RefSeq and is a predicted model, not a curated record.
AUGACAACACCAUUGAAAAAUGCACAAACCAUUACAACUUCUACACGAGAUACAGCAUUAAGACAAGAACUUUCACAACUACGUAAAAUCAACACAAUACUAUCAUCAUUCUCAUCCACAAUAGAUAAAGUUCAUAAUGAUUUUAUAUUAUUUAAUAAUGGUACAUCAAAUGCAAUGAUAAUGAUGCAAAAAUGGAGUAAUAUAAUAUCACAAGCUAGUUUUACUCAAGAAAUGCUAAAUAAUACAGAUUGGGUACCUGAAGAUGAAGAAACCGAGGAGGAUACUGAAUUUUUUAAUGAUUUAAACGAUAAGAAUGAUGAUGAUGAAUUGGAAUUAUUAUCUAGAAAAUUAAUGAAUUAUGAGUCAGAAAAUUUAAUACUAAAUAAGAAAAUUGAAAAAGAAGUUGCUAAUAGAGAAGAAAAGAUACGAAGAAUUGAAGAAAUUGCGAAUAAGAGGAAAAAAGAAUUGGGUUUGAUGAGUGGUAGAAAUAAACAACAGAAAAAGUGGUAA